AUGUCUUCAGUAGACGCUACUACUCAAUCCAAGGCCGCUAUAUCAUCAACAGCUCCUUCCGAGGCCGCCACUCUUCCAUCAUCAUCUGAUCCCAACACAACAUCAACCGCACCGAUAACCCCAUCCAAGAAGAACAAGUGUGCUGUGGAAGGCUGCAUCGAACGACCAGUCAAGAUUAUUGGCGAUUGUCGGUACUGCCUAAACAAGUACUGCUCAAAGCAUAGAUUACCAGAGGCUCAUGUCUGUUCGGGGUUGCAAACAUGUCGAGAUGAAUCGGUCGCCAAGUUAACGGGAAAGCUCAUGGUUAGUGUUGCCGACUGGUAG
Messenger RNA from Synchytrium microbalum, 324 nucleotides. RefSeq lists its product as uncharacterized. The coding region runs from base 1 to 324 and encodes 107 amino acids. Lineage: Eukaryota; Fungi; Chytridiomycota; Chytridiomycetes; Synchytriales; Synchytriaceae. The transcript is spliced from 3 exons. The record is from RefSeq and is a predicted model, not a curated record. Gene Ontology annotation, molecular function: zinc ion binding.